AUGAGGCGAGACACUCUUCGUCAGGCUCUUGGACAGACUCGGAGUCUGAUGAUGAGGGUCCCAGCACAAAUUGCUUCUACGUUGCUGCAACUACCUCCGAGAGACCCUCCUCCAACCGAGACCAUCGAGCUGUGCCGUCGUGUUCCAGAUCUUGUGGGCGACUGGAACACACAAGCCGCGGCCUUGCAUUCCUCUGAGCACCGUCUUGAAGUCACGGAAGAGAAGCUUCGCCGAAUGACAAGCCUGGCACAAGCUGAGCGGGACAAGGCAGCUUCCUUGGAGUUGAUGGUCAAGGAUUUGGAGAACAAGACGGACGAUGUUGCUCGGAUACAAGACGCAUUGAACUUGAUCACUGGCAAGCGGAAGGCACGAUCUCAUCUCCCGGAAGAGCGCCCGCCUCGUCGUGCCCGCUUCGACGAAGCCGGUGGAAAUGGCUCUUUGCGGUAG
Pyricularia oryzae 70-15 is the source of this 447-nucleotide messenger RNA. RefSeq lists its product as uncharacterized. The coding region runs from base 1 to 447 and encodes 148 amino acids. NCBI's taxonomy places the organism in Eukaryota, Fungi, Ascomycota, Sordariomycetes, Magnaporthales, Pyriculariaceae. The transcript is spliced from 2 exons. The record is from RefSeq and is a predicted model, not a curated record.